Messenger RNA from Monopterus albus (swamp eel), 3425 nucleotides. It is a transcript of the gene alg13, whose product is annotated as ALG13 UDP-N-acetylglucosaminyltransferase subunit. Gene Ontology annotation, molecular function: K63-linked deubiquitinase activity; cysteine-type deubiquitinase activity. The transcript is spliced from 25 exons. Gene Ontology annotation, biological process: protein deubiquitination. The record is from RefSeq and is a predicted model, not a curated record. The coding region runs from base 108 to 2924 and encodes 938 amino acids. NCBI's taxonomy places the organism in Eukaryota, Metazoa, Chordata, Actinopteri, Synbranchiformes, Synbranchidae.
AUUAAACUCACCUGUGGGCGGCGGCGGUGCUUGUGCUGUGUGUUGGAACCGGUCUGACUUACCGUAUGUACCGAGUUUUCCGUGGACGCUGUCGGUAGCUGAGCGGGAUGCACAAAGGCCUGAAGAAGUACUUCGUCAACAUGGACGAGUACCUGUCCAGUCUGGGACUUUACAGGAAGAUGGUGGCCCGGGACGCGUCCAGUCUGUUCCGAGCCGUGUCAGAGCAGCUGUAUUACUCUCAGAACUACCAUCAGAAGAUCCGCCAGGACUGCGCCAACUUCAUGAGAGCCAACAAAUCAAGCUUUGAACCGUUUGUUGAAGGGUCGUUUGAGAAAUACCUGGAGCGUCUGGAGGACCCAAAGGAGACGGUGGGUCAGGUGGAGAUCAAGGCUCUCUCUCAGUUGUACAGACGUUGCUUCCUGAUCUACCGUUACCCAGGGAAACCAGCGACUGUGAUCUCAGAGGAUGACUUUGUGGACAAGGUGACACUGUGUUGCUCCAUCAACGGUCACUAUGACAUCAUUUACCCCAAGAGUUAUCCCACCUCCGCUGCCCUCUGCCAGUCGUUUCUGUACGAGCUGCUUUACACUAAGGUGUUUGGAGUAGAGGAGGCAGAGCUCUGUCAUGCCAUGGAUGCCUUCAGGGUCGGAGGUCGUCGCUAUAGAAACAGUCCAUCAGUGUGUAGUGAUGUCGACAUCAGCUACGACACACAUGAGGACCGAGGGCAAAGGGAGGAGGCGGAGUCAAAUGAAACAACCGAAGAGAUGCCCAGAGCUGUGACAGAUGACACAAAGCCUCCUGCAGACGCUGCGCUGCCCUCCAGACUCUCGCUGCCUUACAAAGUGAUGAAGUCUCUGGACGGAGAGGUCUACAGAAACCUGGAGUUUGAUGUGUGGCAGGACACCUGCAAAGAGAUGCAGAAGACGGACUACAUGGUGUUUGCAGGGAGGCAGUACUUCCUGGGAGACAAGUGUCAGGUGCGCCUGCAGCCGAAGGGGAAGUACUACAAUGCCUUCAUUCAGGAAGUAGGAACGCACCCAUCAGCAGUCACCGUCUUCAUCGAGGAGCUUGGAGAGAAACACCUGGUUCCUCUGACUGAUCUGAAACCAGUGAAUCCAGUCCCUGCCUGGAACAUUGCUGCUCCCACUAGAAAAGGAGAUGUGGACUCUGACCCUCGUGGUCAACGGCACCAUCGCCAGCGUUACUUCAGGAAGGCUCGAGGUAGCAGUGGCGUGAAGGGGGCAGAGCUACUCUUGCCUCCCUCUUCAUAUGGAAGCCCCUCCCCACCCACCCUACCUCCUCGUUUCCAGCCAACUGGCCACCCCCGCCCACCUCCUCCCCUGUCACCUGGAGCCAUGGGCUAUGACCCCUACGCCCCCCCACACCCCCACCCUCCUACAGCCAGAACUCCUCGCUACGGAGCUUCCAGAAGCUCCACCCGUUUCCUGAACCGUCACCUGAUUGGUCCACAGCUGACUUAUUACCAGCCCGGCAGACGAUACUACCACGACUACGAGAACUACGCCUUCAGGUCACGUCGUAGUCGGCGUCAACUGGCAGCAGCUCUGAGUAAGGAGUGUCAGUUUGGUUUCUCGGAGGCCGCGGAGGAGCAGGCUGAUCUGGAUGCGGCCAUCACCUACUACCAGCUGGACGAUGCCAACGAGGGUGUCUUCCCUCCACUGCCGGGCCCGUCUGUGGCUCCACCCUCCAGCAUUGCAGCCCCGCCUCCUCCCUCUGGCCCCUCCUAUAGGGUUCAGAGAGCUUCAGGGCCUCUCCCUCCUGCACCUCCACCAGGAAAUACCCCUGUUUGCUCAUCGGAGGAGGACCAGGAGGACACAAGCACCGUGGAGGACCAGGCUGAAUACACAGAGGAGUACAUCUACAGCCCUCAGGAGCAGAGCUACCAGACUCCAGGUGUCUACACUGCUGCUGAGUCCACCAUCAACCAGGAGCAGGAAGGAGGCACCACUGACUCUCCACCAAGACCAGACAUGAGCUACAGCUACACACAGCAGGUGGUGAAGCCAUUAGCUGUCAUCUGCUCUUCACCCUCCUCUUCUUCCUCUUCACCCUCCUCUCCGUCAUCACGUGUACCUACAGCUGCUCACCUGCAACCAUCUGCGCACACACAGACACGCUCAGUUGCCAUGGCGAUCCCAGCCACCUCCCCCUGGUUGGUUAACGAGAUGGGUGAACCUGUCUGCAUCAUGGCAGCCCCCCCUCCCUAUUCCUAUGACCCUAACGGCAGUGACUUACCCCGAGACUGCAGAGUCCUCCAGUAUUACUUCAACUUAGGAGUUCAGUGGUACCACCAGUGCUGCUGGCAGCAGCAGCAGCAGGCGUACCCCCCCACUUCACCCGAGGCCCCCUACACCUACCAGCACUACCCCCCUUUCCUGAGCCAGGACACACCCCUGCAUGCUGCUCCUCAGUCCUACCCUGAGACGGGUCGAACUUCUCAUCAGCUCCCCUCCUCCUACCCAGAAUCCACCAGGGCAGGAGAUGGACAGACAGAGGGACCCGGCAGUGUCCCCGCCCCCUCCAUAGAAGGUGCCUCCUCCAUCAGCCCAGCCUCUGCCAGCUCCGGCCCCUCCUCUACUCUCAUGUACCCGGAUCAAAUGCCCCUCCCUACAGUCCCGCUCUUGCACCUGCAGUAUGAAGCUUCACCUCCUACUCCCUACCUGUCCUCUGCCCUUCCCCCUCCUCCCCCUUUUCCUCACCCUGCUCAUUCUCACCCUGUCCACCUCCCCCAUCACUCAUCCUAUCACUGCCUCCCGCAUGCCACCCACUGGGGGUCGCUCCAGACUGGAGGCCACACCCCACGAGUCUACUGUCCCACACCCAACCCUGCACAUGUGGUUAGUUACAUCCCCACAGCGCCCCCCCACCACACAGCCACACACUACAUCCCUCCCACCAUCUAAUGCACCAACAUUAGUCCAUUAGUCAAGCUUUUUCAUUUAUUUAUUUAUUUAUUUUUUUGUGGCAAUACAUCUUGAAAAGGCUGAAAGACCAAUAAAAAUGUCACUGAGGUUUUCUUGUUAGCAUGUUAGCUCCAGAGUUUACAGCAGCUAAGUACCUCAAACAUGUCAGCCCCAAUUUAUUUCCUGUUACAUUGGUUUUGGUGUUUGUUAAUUAACCUGUUAUUGAGCAGCUCAAAGUGGGAAGUUUGCUUUCUGUUAUGGUAACACAGGAGCCAGCCGUUUCCAUAGCAGCCUGUGGUGUGGUGCAGCAGUUGAACUGCAGACGUUUUGUUGUAAUUGUUUAUCUUUCAAGUGUCAGCCAGCCAGUCGGAGACAUGGGGUGGGGCUACAGGCUGGGCACGCUCAGCCCCUGUUUGUUGAUGAGGGGAUAUAUUUGUGUUGAUGUUCAGACUGGUGAUGGGGUUUUGUUUCUGGGUGAAUAAAGGUUUUCCACCAGCAGAA